Belonocnema kinseyi is the source of this 1899-nucleotide messenger RNA. RefSeq names its product facilitated trehalose transporter Tret1-like. The record is from RefSeq and is a predicted model, not a curated record. Gene Ontology annotation, molecular function: transmembrane transporter activity. Bases 421 to 1803 code for a protein of 460 amino acids. The transcript has 5 exons. Gene Ontology annotation, cellular component: membrane. Lineage: Eukaryota; Metazoa; Arthropoda; Insecta; Hymenoptera; Cynipidae. Gene Ontology annotation, biological process: transmembrane transport.
CAAUGGCAUCAAAAUAUAGCACAAUGAGAAGUUUUUGUUUGUUAUGCUAUAUAAUUGUCACCUUUUUGCAACGUUUUGAUACCCUGUAUUUUGUGUGAUUAUAUAAGAAAAUGUGCUUUAAUGACUCGGACGUGCUGAGCCUUGAAUUUUGUGAGGGUGAGAAAAUGCUGCGAAGUUGUAUGUGAAAGUCUCUGAAAAUAUAUCUUUUUGUCGACGACUACAAAAUAAAUAAAAAAUUUAUUUUACAAUAUACUACUGGGAUAAUAGAAAUAUGGCGCCAAACGAAGAAAUUGAUUUUAAGCUUCAAUAUACUGCGGCAAUUAUAGGAAAAAUUUGUUAUUUGUCAAAUUGCAAUUACCGAUCCAAUUACCGACAUCUUGAGUAAUCCAGGACUCGUAUCUCUGCUAAACUCUAGCUUCCAUGACAGCAGUUGGGUAUGGCUCCAGUGCAGCAUGGACUUCUCCAGCAUUGCCUUAUUUGACCAGUGAAACAUCACACUUGCCAAUAUCAAAAGAACAAAGUGAUUGGAUAGCAUCACUUUUAACAAUAGGUUUCGUGCUAGGAUAUUUACUAAAUCCACUAAUAAUUGAUAGAUUAGGACGAAAAAAGACUUUAUUAUGGCUCGCAAUACCACAAAUUACUUCCUGGAUCAUGAUAAUUCUAGCAAGAGAUUGUCUCGUAUUAUAUAUUGCAAGAAUUUUAAAAGGAUUAGGAUAUGGUGCAGCAAUAUGUACACUCACCGUUUAUCUUUCCGAAAUUGGAAAUAGAAAAAAUAGAGGCAUAUUUCUUGUAUUAUUAUCUUUGUCCUUAAACAUUGGAAUCUUAUUCGUCAUGAUCCUUGGAGCAUACUUGCCAUACAAUUACAUGAACAUCGCCCUCCUCUGUAUACCAAUUUUUUUCGUUUGCACCUUUUUCUUUGUGCCGGAUUCUUUAUAUUUUCUACAGAAAAACAUCGAGUGUGAAGAAAAGAAGCUGAAGCUGAUGGAUCUUGGAAAUGAAGAAGAAGAAGAAAGAGAAGAAUCAAAAAUCGGAAAACCUUUGAAAAAAAUGGAAAAUGGGAGCGGAACCUUACCGAAAUUAAAUAUGGGACAAUUUAAACCCUCAUUUUUAAGUUUCAAGGAAACCAAUUUGUGGAAGUUACUUUCCUUCCGAAAUAAUCGAAGAGCUUUACUGGUCCUAACAUUUUUGGGUGCGCAACAGGCAUUUUCAGGCUAUGCAGCUUUGAUAUUUUUUGCUCAACAAAUUUUUACUUACGAUGGCUCGAUGUUUAAACCAGAAAUAUCUUCUUUGUUACUGGCAAGUACACAGUUUAUUGCUUGCGUAAUAGGUACACAGUUGGUGGAACGAAUCAAAAGGAAAAUUUUUUUGUUUUCAACUGGGAUGGUGGGUGCAAUCUCCUUGGCAAUUGUGGCAAUUUUUUUCUUCUUGGAAAAAGAACAGUUUGAUGUUUCCUCUAUCAGGUGGUUCCCAAUUUUUGGAGUUGUGGUGUAUGAACUAAUGCUUACUGUUGGCUCCAUCAAUCUUUUUUAUGUUUAUCAAGGAGAACUUUUUACACCCGAUGUUAAAAAUUUAGCGAUAGCUGUCACUAAAAUUCAAUAUAUGGUAUUUGCCUUCUUUUCCCUGUUUCGAUUUCAACAAUUGAUUGAGACACUGGGUAUGCAUGGUGUGUUUUUUGUUUUUUCCAUUCUUUGUGCCAGUGGUACUUUUCUUGCUUUUAUUACCAUACCUGAAACAAGAGGAAAAAGACUAGAAGAUAUACAAGUGAUGUUGAACUCGAGGAAAAUAUGCUUUUUCCAUUUUUAAUGUUUCUGAGAUGAUUGUAUAAUGAUAAUGUAGUCCGUUUACAUAGAAUGUUGCGUGUAUGAACUUUAUUGUAAAAUUUUAGUAAUUAUUUAUGUU